Ostertagia ostertagi is the source of this 444-nucleotide messenger RNA. The record is from the annotation of a GenBank genome assembly. NCBI's taxonomy places the organism in Eukaryota, Metazoa, Nematoda, Chromadorea, Rhabditida, Trichostrongylidae.
AUGUUUAGCCGCUCAGCAAUUCGGGUGGCAUCUUGUAUUGUCGCUGGCCGUCGCUGUCUAACGUCUUUCGCUUCGGUUCCAACCUCAUCACUGAGCCGCCUUGCUACGCCUUCACAGUGUGCGUUGAAUCAGAAGCGAUUCAGCCAAGUCGAAGUGUUCGGGCCAUUCGAUCCACCAAAGCAGCUGACAUUUAAAGAGGUUGAAUCACGUGUAUUGAAAGCUAUACGUGCAUGGGAUAGGUUCCCUGCAGAUAAGGAGACGUUGCUGAAAAUCGAGGCCGAUUUUAUGAAAGAUCUGGGUUUUGAUUCACUCGAUCAGGUGGAGAUUAUGAUGGCAAUAGAGGACGAAUUUGGCUUCGAAAUUCCUCUUGAAGACUCAGAGAAGCUGAAGAGUCCUCGUGACGUAUUCAAGUACAUUUGUGAACGGGAAGAUGUGUUUGAAUAG